This is a messenger RNA of Phalaenopsis equestris, 1067 nucleotides long. RefSeq names its product protein XRI1-like. The transcript is spliced from 10 exons. Bases 48 to 1052 code for a protein of 334 amino acids. Lineage: Eukaryota; Viridiplantae; Streptophyta; Magnoliopsida; Asparagales; Orchidaceae. The record is from RefSeq and is a predicted model, not a curated record. Gene Ontology annotation, biological process: male meiotic nuclear division; female meiotic nuclear division.
AUUUUUAUAGAUAUAAGAGAGCGAGUGAAAGAAGUUGAGCAGCCUCAAUGCUCAGCCCUGUUCUUGCAUCGCAUACUUCUUUUAUGGAUUUGAACGAGCAGGGAACAGAUAACAAUUAUGUGUGGGAGUGGCAAGGAGAUGAUUACUAUUUAAAAGAGAAUUUGAUGAAAGACAUAUCUUGCUCAUUUUGGGAUGAAGCGAACCAUAAUGAGGACAGUUUUAUGUACAUGUUGGAGGUGCAAACACCUAUCAAAGAUUGUGCAGAUUUUGAUUAUCAAACAAUGGAUAUAGAAGACAACAUAAACAAGAUGUUGGGGGAAUGUGGAGAUUCUUCGCUGCGGAAAAGGCGUCGGAUGCUGCAUUUCCCUCUUGAUGCUGAUGAAACUGCCAUUGGCAAUGCGCAGUCCACUUCUUUUCUUCUAAGAUAUAAGGAGGGGGAGGAUGAGCAAAUAGAUUAUGAACCAUCAUCACCAACAAAUUCUGAAUUGAAUCCACAGUGCAACAUCGGAAUAGCAGAGGGUAACUGUGGAUUCAACUCAGAGUCAUGGGAUCAGCCAUCAGAGGGCUGGUUUGACAACUGCUUUGACGAAAGUGUGAUGCAAUAUGAGACAGAUGAAACUACUGCUCCCAUUGAAGUGAUAAAUUAUCUGAAUUGUGAUGAGACAUCUAAUUUGCAAGGGCAUGGCCCAGAGAUGUCUGAAUCAUCCAUUGUCCACGAAACAGAUUUGGUUCAAGAGAGCAAAUCUUCAGGUCUACACAGAAUUGGCAGAAAAUCUUUUAUUGGAACAUCAACAAAGUUAACUUCUUCUGUUGCCUAUCCUUUCGCUCUCAUAAAACCAUGUGGACUUGAGGGUGAUUUGACUCUGAAGGACAUAAAUCAAAGGUUACACCCACCUUCAUUAAGUUCUAAGAACACGAAAGAUGAGGAUGCUUCACUUUCCUACCCCACUUCAGCCUUUUCAGGGAAACCAGUGGUUGUUAAAACAAAAAUUCGUACUGAAGGUGGAAAGGGUAGCAUUACUAUUAUGAGAACAAAAGGAUCCUCGAUAUGAAGCUCAACCCUAUAA